Messenger RNA from Penicillium brevicompactum, 1242 nucleotides. Its product is annotated as alpha/beta hydrolase. The record is from RefSeq and is a predicted model, not a curated record. Bases 1 to 1242 code for a protein of 413 amino acids. The transcript is spliced from 4 exons. Lineage: Eukaryota; Fungi; Ascomycota; Eurotiomycetes; Eurotiales; Aspergillaceae.
AUGGGUUUUCCUUUCCAGAUCUCUGAGCAUGUUAUUCAGGCUCAGCAUGUGCGAGACUCGGUUCGUGCAACGGCAACACCAGACGCUAGAUUGAAGCUUUGUAUCAAACAGUACACACCGCUAGACAAUCUCGACCCCCAACCAGGCGAUGUCACUAUCAUUGGUGCACAUGGCACGGGUUUUGCCAAGGAACUAUAUGAGCCCCUGUGGGAAGAGCUUUUAGCUCGCGCGAAUACCGAAGGAUUUCGUAUUCGCUCUAUCUGGAUUGCAGACUGUGCGAACCAAGGCGCCAGUGGAAUUCUCAAUGAAAAUCAGCUAGGGGAUGAGCCAUCAUGGGCUGAUCACAGCCGGGACUUGAUCCAUAUGAUCAAUCAUUUCGGUGACCAGAUGCCACAACCCAUUAUAGGCAUGGGGCAUAGUCUGGGAGCAACACAACUAAUUUUCACCUCAUUAUUGCACCCUCGUUUGCUAUCCUCGGUCAUUCUAAUCGAACCAUAUAUCGCUAAAGCGCCUCGUCCUGUGGAAGGUGCCAAGAUGUUAGCACUAGCAACGCUCAGACGCGACAUCUGGCCUUCUCGUGAAGAAGCCGUUCAAAGGUCUCGCAAAGCGUUCAAGACCUGGGACGAGCGCGUACUGCAGAGAUGGGCUCAGUUCGCAUAUCGCGAGUUACCCACAGCCAUUUAUGAAUCCCCGAAUCCAGGCUCGGUCACGCUAGCAACAACAAAGCAUCAAGAGGUGAUGACUUACAAAUACAUCCGUCCUGGGGUAAACAGAUAUGUUUUGCCGGAAGAUACACCCGACCAGAAGGCUACAGGUGCACAACCGAAGCCACGCAUCUACGGGUCAGAACCCGUGGAGGCAAUGAAGCUGAUGCCACAAGUCGCACCGUCGGUGCUCAUUGUCAGUGGAUCAACUAGUAGCCUUUACACAGAUGGAUCCCAUGCCAACGGGGCACGCGUCGCGGGAACAAUGCCUGGGGGUAAUGGCGGUAUAGACGCUGGGCAGGUUCGACAUGAGGUGAUUGAGCAGGCGGGUCAUGCCGUUCCUUUUGAGAAGAUCACGGAAACCGCUUUGCUGGCAGGAUCGUGGAUUGCACGGGAGAUCGUGCAGUGGCAGGAAAAAGAGAGCAGACUUUCUAAGGAAUGGGGUGACCUUCCUUUGAAAGAAAAGACCACAUUCUCCAAGGAAUGGUUGGAGCUAGCUCGUACCCUCCCUGGUGUGAAGGCACGCUCUAAGAUUUGA